This is a messenger RNA of Prunus mume (Japanese apricot), 606 nucleotides long. Lineage: Eukaryota; Viridiplantae; Streptophyta; Magnoliopsida; Rosales; Rosaceae. The record is from RefSeq and is a predicted model, not a curated record.
AUGGAUAAGUGGCAUGGUCAAGUUGGGCCUAGAAUACAAGGGGUAUUGGAGGUAAAUAAGGCAGCUGGGCAGUGGUGCAUUCCAAGGCAUGCUGGGCAAAAUAAAUUCCAAGUGAUGCAUCAUAGUGGGAGACAGUUUGUGGUAGAUUUGAAUGCCCACACAUGCUCUUGCAGAGCAUGGGAUCUCAGUGGUCUUCCUUGCCUCCAUGCUUGUGCUGCAGUGAGUAGAUUCCAUGGGAAUCCAGAAGAUUAUGUGCAUGACUUCUACAAGAAAGAUGCUUAUCUAAGAACUUACAGGGACAUGAUUCACCCCUUGCCUAGCCAAGACUUGUGGCCUAAAAGUGGUUUACUUCCUUUGAAGCCUCCUCUUUACCAUAAACAACCUGGUAGGCCAAAGAAGAGUAGGAAGAAGGCACAUGAUGAGCCUAAAAAGAAAUCAAAUCCCAACAAACUCCAAAGAUACCACACUAUCAUCAAGUGUAGCAAUUGUGGGCAAGAGGGCCAUAACAGAACUAAAUGUAAAGAGCCAAUGAAAAACCAGCCAAGGCGUGAGGAGAACCAAUACACUAGGACAAUCAGUCCAACCUUAUUCACAGCCAAGACAUAA